Molecule: messenger RNA, 3756 nt
Organism: Gambusia affinis (western mosquitofish)
Lineage: Eukaryota; Metazoa; Chordata; Actinopteri; Cyprinodontiformes; Poeciliidae
Gene: psat1
Product: phosphoserine aminotransferase 1
Exons: 9
Coding region: 139-1245 (368 amino acids)
Biological process (GO): L-serine biosynthetic process
Cellular component (GO): cytoplasm
Molecular function (GO): pyridoxal phosphate binding; O-phospho-L-serine:2-oxoglutarate transaminase activity
Source: RefSeq, a predicted model, not a curated record
CUUUACUAGAUUCCCCUGAACGCCUCACUUUACACAAGCAUCAAGCGGUGACAGUCAGGCGAAGCUCCUUAACUCACAGCACCGCGAAGACCAACUGAAGCAACAUCCCUCAUCUGCACUAAGGAGCUUCUUUACAUCAUGGAGGGGAAACAAACCAUCAACUUUGGAGCUGGACCUGCCAAACUGCCUCAGUCUGUGCUGAUUCAAGCUCAGAAGGAGCUUCUUAGCUACAGUGGCCUUGGGAUCAGUGUUCUUGAGAUGAGCCAUCGAUCAGCAGAUUUCAACAAAAUCAUCAACAAGGCAGAGACUCUGCUUCGAGAAUUGUUAGAUAUCCCAAACAACUACAAGGUGUUGUUUCUGCAGGGCGGUGGCUCUGGACAGUUCAGUGGCGUUCCCCUCAACCUGAUGGGUCUAAAAGAGGACAGGUGCGCCGACUACCUGGUGACCGGCACGUGGUCAGCUAAGGCUGCAAAAGAAGCAGAGAAAUAUGGCAAAGUCAACAUCAUCCACCCGAAACUGGACAGUUACACGAAAAUUCCCGACCCCAGCAGCUGGACCCUGAACCCGUCCGCAUCGUAUGUGUACUACUGCUGCAACGAGACGGUCCAUGGUGUGGAGUACAACUUCACGCCUGAAACCAACGGCGUGGUCCUCGUCAGCGACAUGUCCUCCAACUUCCUGUCACGGCCCGUAGAUGUAUCAAUGUUUGGGCUCAUUUUUGCCGGCGCCCAGAAGAACGUAGGUUGCGCCGGCGUUACGGUGGUCAUCGUGCGAGAAGACCUGUUGGGCCACGCCCUGAAAGAGUGCCCCAUUGUGCUGGACUACAAGGUGCAGGCUGAAAUGAACUCCCUCUACAACACUCCUCCAUGUUUUAGCAUCUACAUCAUGGGUCUGGUUUUGGAGUGGAUCAAGAAUAACGGAGGUAGCGCUGCCAUGGAAACACUCAACAAGCAGAAGUCCUCCAUGAUUUAUGACAUCAUCAACUCUUCAAAUGGUUUUUAUGUAUGUCCUGUGGACGCUGCGUGUCGGAGCCGCAUGAACGUGCCUUUUCGUGUUGGGAAGAAAGAAGGAGAUGAGUCUUUGGAGAAGAAGUUUCUGGAGGGUGCAGCCAAAUGUGGAAUGAUUUCACUGAAAGGACACAGGUCAGUGGGAGGAAUGCGUGCGUCCUUGUACAACGCUGUAACUCUGGAGGACACUGCAGCCCUUGCAGACUACAUGAGAAGUUUCCUCAAAGAGCACCAGUAAACCAACAGCACUUAAAAGCACAAGUUGUCACUUUGUUUUGGAAGAUUUUUAAAGUAAAUGUUGAAAAUUAAAUGUUUUGAAAACGGUUAUUAAUUAUUCCCAGUGGACUUAGCCCACUAAUUCCAAAUUAGUCUUAUUUACGUAUGUUUUAUGGAGCAGUUUGCUUUAUUUUGGUUGACUGUUUUAGUUCUCGGUACCUACAUUUCAAUAAAUCUACUUUGGAAAUUCCCUUCAUUUCAUGGCUUUAAGAUUAAAUUAAUUGGAUGGAUUGCAACAUGGAUUGCUGACUUUCUAAUUAUAAUUGCUGCAAAAUUAUAAUUAAUUUUGCCACAAUUUAAAAUCAAUUGCUGCAUUAGGUAGCAUUGAUAAAGAUGUUUUUGCAUAUUUAUUGAAAUAUAAUAAAGACAAUGGAAAAAAAAAAAUCUAACAUGCACAAAAACCUAGGUAUUCUCAUUGGAUCAUACCUAACUUACUCAGCCUCUGCUAUCUGAAAACAUUGCUAGCAUAAAUGGUUUUUUAUCAAUACACCCAAAAAUGUUAAAUGGCCUGUACUUGUACAGUGUUUUAUUUAGUCCAGAGAACUCCAAAGAGUUUUACACUACAUUCAGUUACCCAUUCACGUUCACAUUCACACGCUCAUAACAAACUGGUGCAUGAUUUAAUCUUUAGUGUGUUUGAAUAUUGUAUCUGAGGGUUAACCAGACAGCUGCAGUUUAUCCAAAAUGUUUCUCUGGGUGUUCUGAUAAACACCAGGAAACAGCAGGACCAUUUUACAACAUGGAUUAAUCAUUGUACUGGUUUCCACCCACCCAGUAUUUACACAUUACCCUUAUGGGUAGAAAAUGGACUUAAAGGAGAGCCCUAGAUGUUAUUUACCACUGGUUAGAGCAACUUACCCACAAAGGUCAAAUGUUGUUCUAGUCAAUUCAUUCCUAUCAUGUCUUAGCUUUUUAGUUAAAUUUACACUUUAAUGUACUCUUCAUAUAUUUCUUACUUUUACUCUAGUUUUUAAAAAAAUUAUUUAUUAUGUUUUUGUGCAUUCAACAAUUUAAAUCAUAUCACCUGGCUACCAAGUAGAUCAAACAAUUGUAACCAAAUAAAUUUUUGGCUGCUGACAAAAUUGAAACCAGUUGUAUUUGCACUAAUCAACCGCUAGGUGGAAGUGUUAGUCCAGAAACACUUUUUCUAAACUGCAGACGAGACGAGAAACUGCCAUUUAAUUUAAUUAGUCUUUUCUAUCCUAUAAUGUUUUAUAUAAAAACAUUACCCAUGAAAGCAUAUCCAACAAAGUAUUAGUAUAAAUAUCCAUUUAUAUGUUCAGGUGAUUCAUUAGAAAAAUAUUACCUGGAAUAUUGAUAUAAAGGUACAUUUUUAUGAAGAUUAUAUGUAGAACUUGUUUCUUUAUUUCAUGGCAACACGCAGCGAAAAAAAGAUAGAUUUACAGACUGUAGAGGAGUUUAUCUCACAAUCACAGGAAAAAAAAUGUCAUCAGGAGGGAGAAACUAUAACCUGCACUGGAAAUAUGCUCCCUGCUUUACAAUGUUUAAUAAUAAUAAUAAAAAAAAAAAAUUAAAAGCUUUUUCCCAAUCUAGUGGUACACAAAUACACCCACUUUCCAUACACAGAAGCAUGCUGUUAACAGAGGUUUCUGUGGCGAUACCAGGAGAUGUGCAUUUUCAGAAGCAAACAUAGUUCCUCAGUAAAUUACAGCUUUUCUGCUGGUGCAAAUUGAUGUAUGGCAAAAAAAUGCGUUGGAUUUGUUAUUUUUACUAAAAGGCUUUUAUACUGGGAAGAACUGUGUAAAAUAACACAACACAGCACAAAUGAUUGAGAUUGUGACCCAUGAUGAAGCACAAAAAAGAAGGCAGAUUGUCUCCACUCUGAUUCCAGCCGGUGACCUGAGGAGAUGUAAGAAAAAAAGUUUCCAUUUUCUUACUUUCAUUUUAAGAUGUAAUAAAACACAAGGUAAAGUUGAUCCAGCAGUUAUUAUUUUAUAUAACAUCCCAGAUGAUGCUUUCCAAAAAGUAAUUUUGGCUGUUAGCAAAUAUCAAUACCAAAAGCAGGGGAGAAAAGGCUGGCUGCUGCUGUUGACUGUGGAUCAUGAGGGAGAGAGAUGUUGGUCCUGCUGUGUGAAGCUUUGUGUACUGAACGGCUGACAUGUUCCACUGCAGGCACAUAUCGCUUAAUGCCUGAAAUCUUUGCGUUAAAAAACAUCCUGCAUCCUAGUUUUCUGAAAUAUUCUGAAGCUUAUGUCACGGUUAUCCUAAAUUGUAUGCUGAAAUGUGUUUGUGAGUCUCGUUCUUUCAUUUUGCUCGUUUUGGUCAUCGGGGAACUUAUGAAUCCCUUGUCUGCUGAUUUGCUGGCAGAUCUCUGUAGGCUUUAAGGCUGUUGGCAUUCUGAGUAUGUCAUCUAAAAAGAUUUCCUUUUUCUAAGACAACCUUUAAUUUGAACUGGCUUUACCGCGAAAUGAAAAAAAAAAAUAAUUCUUUGAAUAUUAAAAGAAAGACUAAA